AUGGUUCUGCGGCUACAUCCCAUUAUGCUUCAUACUGUGUUGCCCGGCGGACUUGUGGUCUGGUGGUGGAUACUUCGACAGCUUGGUGCUAUCGGGGGGCUGGUAAUAGACACUAUGUCUGUGUUCGCGAUUGGUGCACUCGUCAUGAACGCCGCUGCCAACAACACGCUCAAGACGGAGUUAAGGGACUUGGCUGAAGAACAUAAACACGUUCUAUCGGAGCUCUCUAGGCACACGGAAACGACUGCACAGCAGUACACCGACCUGACCAAGAAGGUCGAGGAUCUCACGUCUUUGGUCAAUGCAGAAAGCGCAGAAUCAACGCGCCUCAGGGCUGAGCUGGCCGACUACAAAGCGAUGACAAAAGUCAACAAGGAACUCGUUCUGGACGUCGCUCCUAUCCCUGUAGCCUCGCCGGUCGAGACUAGUUCGAUGCAGAAGAUCGAGGUUGAACUCGCCGACCUUCGUCAGUCCGUCGGAGAGUGCAACCCCUCCAUCCCAGAGACUGUUAUGGAACGAUUGCAGCUUCUCGAGUCCCAGGCGCGCUCCGUACCACUUCUUCGUCACCGGGACCCUAUCGAACAGCAGCCGCUCGAGGAAAUCAAGACGCACAUCAAGGAGGCCUGUGGACCCCUCGAAACCAGGAUAGCACUUGCCGAAAUCUACGUGCGGUCUGCCCUAGAUGUCAAGAAGGAAGUAGUUGACAUUCGACAGCUGCUCAAAGACGUCAAGAGGUCCCUCUUGGACAAGAUUGUGCCUGUCAAGACUGUCCCGGGUGUCAACCUUCUAAAAGACGUUGAACAAUCACUCUCCGACAAGAUCGCCCUUGUCGAGAUCUAUGCGCGGUCCAUCCCAGGUGUCGAGCAGGAGGUGGACCUUCUUCGUCGUUCACUGGAAGAUGUCGAACGAUUCCUUUGGGGCACCAUCAUGUCUGUCGACACCCACGCGCGGUCCAUUCCAGACAUCGAGGAGGAGGUGACCAGCCUCUGUCAGUCGCUCAGUAAAGCCAAAGACAAGAUUGAGCUUCUCGAUAUCCAGAUGGCCCGUGUCGAUGGUGGCUUAUACAAUGUCUACCAACGGCUGGCGCACAUCGAGGAAGAGCAAGAAUCCUUCGAUGACAGGAUUCUGUCUCCUGAAGACCUGGCGCUGUCUGCUCUGGAUGCUGCGAGCGAACUCAGGAACGACCUCCGUGAGUCGCUUGAGGCUGUCAAGGCCAACGUAAAGACACACUGGGACCGCUUCGAGGAACAAGUCGCGUCUGUUGAAGCCCGAAUGCAGUCUGUCCAGGACGUCAACAAGGAGUUGGUCAGCUUCCGUGAGACAUUCACGAACAGCCAGAACAAGCUCGAGAGCAAAGUCGUUACCCUCGAGACCCGGAUGCAGUCGGUCCCAGCUGCUGAAGAGCUUACCACCCUCCAUCGAUCGCUCGAGCGCAUUGAGGCCAAGGUCAAGACGACUCAGGAGUCCGCUGACAAGAUAGAAGGCCGGAUUGCGGCUCUCGAGUCCCUGAUACGGACCGUGUCGGGUGUGGAAGGCGUCACUCUCGGAUGCCCGCUUAUUGACACUGAGGGGUCUCGUGUGGAGGAGAGUAUCACGUUCUUCGAGAGCGAGGUGCGCACUAUGCCGACCGCUGGCCCCAAAGAGUCCCACCAGGAGAUGCAAUUGAUCCCUCGUGAGCGUCCCAACACACUGCCCGAGCAUCAAGACGAUGAACUCGUGAGGCCCGAGCUGGUUUGCACUGAAGUAUGCGAAAUUGAGCAACCAGGCAUACCACAUUCCGAGACUGUCACCCUCGAACGGUCAAGGGCCAUAGUCGAGGACCCCGUAGUCACCACGUCUCACUCAUACCACAUUACGUCCAUUGGUCUCGGUGAACGUCUCGGAGCUUUACAGGAGAGCAUGAAGACCAAUGCACGUCAAACCCUAGUCUGGCUCAUGCAGGACACUAUGGAGUUCGAAUGCCGUUCAAUUCCGGGUCAAUUCCCUGAAAGCGACCUUAGAUCUCUUGUCGACAAGGUCAUCCACCUCAGGGGACAAGCUCGUCACUGGCAUGGAGAGCUAGGACUAACACGUCAGAGGCGCAGAAGCUCGGGCAGUUUCCAGAGUCUGAAGUCGCCAGACUCAGAGACCCUGCUGCAUGCCCUAGUCUUCAGCACCCUGGAACUGGUCCAGAUCCACUCCCUUAUCCCUGCCAGUGGUUCUCUACCGCGGCGACUCUUCGACGUGGAGUUGGAUUGCUACCCCUCAGCCGAGUUCAUGGACCUGGUGCUCAAACGUAUCAGCAACCUUACUGGGUGUCUGCAGUCGUUCUCUCAAGCAGGGGGGAAGUUUGAUAAACUCGCCUACUUGCGAGUCGAGACGGUCGUCGACAUCUCGACAGAAAAUGGAGAGAUUGAGCUGAUCGAGCAUCUAGCGGAAUGCACCUUAGACUUGGUGUCAAAAGGUCGCGAAAUCAAGCAAACCACGGACGGGCCACUCGAUGAACUGCAGGAAUCCAAGGAUAUCAUCGAACACAACAAACUCGUGCAUGCGUUUAACACCAGCAAAUUCUCUUCCAAGGGUCACGCGUGUACUUGGUCCCUGUGGAUAGACCUCGCCGCCAUCGCCGAUGACCUGUUUGAGCAGCCUGGUGCUCCGAUCAACAAUUCGAGGUCAACCGACUUCCUCGUGGUCACUCUCAACGAACGGGACCGGGUUGGAAAGGUGCUGAAACGCCUUGGGCGAUACGACGAUGAUGGCAGAGCAUGGAUCGCGGCGAAGAUAGUACAUCAUCUUCUCAACAUGCUAUAUAGUACGCAUGUCGGGGAACUUACGAAGUAGCGAGACAGGUUCGGCUCUUUCAUCGCAUACGCUUGGAUACAUCCAAAUAGAUAAAGGACGGUACUCUGAUUACGUUGGCAUUCGUUGUUUGGCUUCGACACGGACAUGGACUGGUGUACUGUAUACAUUAUAAUCGUGAUGUAAUCCCAAGAUCUUCCAGACGUGUGCAGUACCUACGGUGUGCUAGAUCGCGCAGGCAAAGCGUCGCGCCGAUACCAAAAAUUGAGCAUACGGUAAAUCUCCCGUAUGCUCAAUAUUUGAAGCUAUACGCAAAUGCUGCGAUACUGCGCAGGUUAGGUCGUCAGUU
Messenger RNA from Fomitopsis serialis, 3127 nucleotides. RefSeq lists its product as uncharacterized. The transcript has 5 exons. The coding region runs from base 1 to 2820 and encodes 939 amino acids. NCBI's taxonomy places the organism in Eukaryota, Fungi, Basidiomycota, Agaricomycetes, Polyporales, Fomitopsidaceae. The record is from RefSeq and is a predicted model, not a curated record.